UCCGUCCGAUCCAGUCAUCCGAGAAAAAUGGAUUCAGUUUGUACGAGAGACGCGUUCAUGGUGGCAACCUAACAAGCAUGCGCGAUUAUGCUCAGAUCAUUUUAGUGAUGGCUGCUGGGUGAAGAAGUUGAAAAAAGAGAAUGCUGUUGUCAAAUGCUAUACCUUCGAUGCAUACUCCAAACACCGGUCCUCAACUUCAAUACUUUCCUCAGCCUGCUCCGGCACCAGUCAAAUCUCAUUGUAAAGGUAAUUCUUUUAUCGAGAUUGGUUUGCGAAAUGAGUGUGAACUUCAGACGGAUGAUCUUGGAUAUAAUUAUUUCACACAGAUUUGGGAGUCAACGGACAUUGCCUUUGUCCAUAUUGGAGAUGCUACAUCAGAUAACAGAGCAAAAAUAACCAUCACAUCCAUGGAACAGGAUUUCAAAACUGAGAGGAGAUUCUUCCAGACUUUCAAGGAUAAUCAGUGUGUCAUCCCCCUGAAUGGUGCUCUUCUGACUUCUGAAGAGGAAGGCUCCAUUAUUCUCGACCUCAAGCUGGACUCAGCGAUCAGUAUGCAAGAUUUUCUCCAGCACAAACUGAAGGAGAUUCUCACAUGUCUGCUGAGUAUUGUGAAGGAUAAACUGAGGCUUAAUGUCCGUGUUGACAGUCAGUUCUCGGUUGACGUGAAGGAUGGCUUGUCUGGACAUAGAGGAGAACCUGCUGUCACUAAAUCCAAAACGGUCACUGAGAAAGAGAUUCAAACUAAGCUGACGUGGAUCAAAUCAACUCCCACAAUGAUUCACAGUCCAUCACCUAGUGAUCUGCCACCCAACAUGUCAAACAAAGAAACACCACCAACAAACCUAAUGGACACCCCUUCUCCGAGUGAAACAGCUUCUCUUUCAUCCACACCUUCCAAGUCAGAUGAUGACACUGAAAAAGUAAUGAAAAAAGCACAAAACUCAAACCCAGUCAGAUAGUUACAUUGAAAAGUCACCUUCUAAAAGUUCAGAUUGGUCGGGCCUUGACUUUGUUAAAAAGGAAGCAGUGUCCCCACCAUCACCUCCAAGAUCUUCACCUGAGAAAACAUCUGUUUCUUCAGCUAAAGACAAACCACAGGCAGUAAUAACACCAAAAAAGAUAAAAGCUUGCCAUAAAUUAUUCAUAGGGCAACUUCGAUAUUUUGAAAGACCACAAACCAAGAUAAGCGGCUACUUUAAGAUAGCAAGGGUCAUUGACAAUAAGGAAUCAGGACAGUACCUACCGCUCUAUGUUGGCAAGUCAGAUGACAUCGGUCACCGACUUGACCAACUUUUCAAAAGUCAACCAGACACUGUCCCCAGCUCUUCAUCUCCAUCAUCCAUUGACACAUACCUAGCAGGACUGACACCCGAGGAGUACGAAAACAUCUCCGUGUUCUGGGUGGACAGAACACAGGACCAACACCAGUGCAAGGGGUGCUCCAUGCGUGACUGUUUCAUCAGGGAAUGGGGUGCUCAGCUGGAGUUCAUGGACAAAGAUGAAGAUUGGUCUGAAGGGGAGGAAACAAGAGUAACAAAUACUGCCAGGAAAGUCAUUAUUUUAUGUCGUCAAAAGUCUAAUGUGCAACCUGGGUUUUCAUCAUCUCCAAAGAAGCGUCGGGUGUCUCCUACUCAGAAGACAUUCAGGUUAUCUCAGCUGUUCAGACCUGUGGCAAGUAGAAACGGGGAUGUUGUGGACAACCUUGAACAUGAGUCUGCAUACAGAAUCAUGACCCCAGAAUGUGUUUCAGGGUCAGAUUACAGUCCUAAGAAUUCUGUUGGUGGUCCAAGUAGCA
Haliotis rubra (blacklip abalone) is the source of this 1795-nucleotide messenger RNA. RefSeq lists its product as uncharacterized. The transcript is spliced from 5 exons. NCBI's taxonomy places the organism in Eukaryota, Metazoa, Mollusca, Gastropoda, Lepetellida, Haliotidae. The record is from RefSeq and is a predicted model, not a curated record. The coding region runs from base 141 to 959 and encodes 272 amino acids.